Messenger RNA from Myotis brandtii (Brandt's bat), 2622 nucleotides. It is a transcript of the gene CFAP92, whose product is annotated as KIAA1257 ortholog. Lineage: Eukaryota; Metazoa; Chordata; Mammalia; Chiroptera; Vespertilionidae. The transcript has 11 exons. The record is from RefSeq and is a predicted model, not a curated record.
AUGUCGCUGCAAGCCUGGGAAUGGGAGGAUGAGGACAUGGAGAGCAUGGGGCCCAUGUCCUCCACGGGCAGCUUUUGCCAAUCCAUGAGCGAGUGUGAUGUGGAGGACUACAUGAAUGCCAGGUCCCGGGCCCUCGAGUCAGAGUCUGACCAUCUGUACAGCAGCACCGCGUCCUCCAGCACUUUAAACGCUGACGUGCCCCAGGUGGUCCCCUGCAAAUUCAUCAUCUCACUGGCCUUCCCCGAGAUUGUGAGUCCGAAGAGAAAAUUCGUAAGUUUGCUCGAAAAAUACAGGAAACACUCCAAAAUGGAAAAAUCUGUUGCAAAGGGUCAUCGUAUCUACCACAUUGAGUAUUUCCUUCUGCCAGAAGAUAAAGAGCCUAAAAUCAUGGACAUGGUGGUGUUUCCAUCGGUGGUCAAAUUGUUCAUGGAUACGGGAGUAAAGACCAUGAAGCCACGUCAGGAAGGAAACAAAGUCUGGGUGUCAUGGACCCACAGGUUUAACAUCAACGUGACAAAGGAAUUACUCAAGAAAAUCAAUUUCCACAAAAUAACCUUGAGGCUCUGGGACACUACGGACAGGAUUCCCAAAAAAAUCAGGUUUUAUCGAAUAAAGGCUUCUGCCUACUCAGAAGAUGGAGGAUCUUUUGCUGGUGGCCUUGGCAUUUCAGGAAUACCAACUAUUUCUUUGGGAGGAGCAACAGUGAUGGAGAUGAAGGAAUUAAUUGAGAGACCAUUACUUAGCAGCUUAACAAACAUAAUAUAAAAGCUCUGCACCCCCGUGUACUGCAAGUACCAGUUUCAUAAGACUCCCGUUCACCAGACCGAGGGGCAGCCCCAUGGAAACCACGUCUCCUUCAAGGACCUCAAUGUCAUCUUCCUUGGGGCAAUGAACUCCAAUGACCUGAGGGAAUACCUGGAGGGCCCCCCAAUGGUGGUAGAAGUUCAUGAUCGAGACCGAAAGUCAGAGGAGUAUUCCAGGAAGCCCACCCUGUUUGGGGAGGACCCUCUGGAUUCAUACCUCAACUUUCAGGCCUUCAUCUCUCCCGAAGAGACAAAGAACAACCCCUUUGAAUCCCAAAACAAGAUGUGGGACCCGUAUGGAGUCGCCCGGGUAAGUUUUGCUGACCUCCUCCUCGGCCACAAGUACUUGAACUUGGCUAUCCCCAUCCACAAUUGUAAGUCCAAGCCCACACACCAUGACGAGGACGGCAGGAGCAGGAAGGUUGUGGGAUUUAGGGCCCCUAAUGAUUCCCAUCACACCCCAAUGCCGAUGGGCAACUACAUAGACGCCAACUCCCUGCUCAAGCUGAGAGUGGACAUCACGGUGCCACUGCAGGCCAUGGCAGAAGCCCCCGAUUCAGACGUCAUGGGCACCCAGUUAGGCCGCAUCGUUUUCGUAUUUGACAGCAAGAAGAUCUCCCUCCUGUAUAGCCUGCUGCAGGACAUCACCAUGAUCAAUGCCAAAGCCCUCGACCUGGACUCCUACCCUAUCCCGAUCCUCCAGCAGAUCCUGUCCGCCUUUAAGAUUCGGGUGAAGGUCCAGGAAAGGCCGGACCUGGAUGUGCUCACCGGCUUCCACCUGCUGGAUGGGAAGAUCCACCUCCUCAUCUUGGAGGGCUUGGCUGACCAAGGCUUGAAGCGGCUGUGGGAGAGCCACCAAAGCCGGAUCACCAAAGCAGAGUGCGGGACAUACAAGGUGCUCUACAACUCCCAGCUGCUGUUUCAGCAGCGCCUCUACGCAGACCUGGACACCAUCCUGUACCACAUGCACCUCUGCAAGCCACUGUCUCAGCUCAUGAAGCACGUGGCGCUCCACCUCCGCAGCAGGGUGAUGCAGAAGGCCUUCCGGGCCCUGACCAGGAUCUACUGCAUCUGCCAUUACAGCACCAAGCUCAGGGAGGUGAUCACCCGAGACCUGCUGCCUUCCUCCACCAUGAUCAAGCACUUGAGCCAGGAGUUUGGCUUGCCCAUUUCCCUAAAAGAACUCAUCGACAACAAGAAACUUUUGGCCACCCCACCUCAACCCACCUCCACGCUUGACCUGCGAAGUCGGAAAUCCACCCUCAACACUGAGAUCCUCGCCCACCAGGAGAAGUACCUGCAGUGGCGGAACAGUGUGAUGAAGAAAAGAUACGAGACUUUCAAUCUGAUCCAGAAAAACAUCAGCAAAGCCUACCAGGUGAGCAGGAAGUCCCCAAAGCCCGUGGUGAGGGUGAUUCGGGGUUCGAUCCCUGCUACAGAGGAUGUGUACAACUACAGCACUCAGGCCCUGAACUCGGCAGAGCUGGUCAAGAAGAAGCUGUACGGUGAGAUGAACAAGGAGCCAUGGAAAAGAUACACGUAUUCACAGCAUUUCCUCUCAGCCAUGGUGGAGACUCGGAAUUUAAAGGAAGAGGAGAAAAAAGCCAAGGAGAAGUCCCGCCAGGCCUGGCUCACAACCAAUGGGUUCCGAGUGAUCGGUCUUCAUAAGAGCACUGAGAGCGACCACCACCUCGACCUGCUGCCCAUUGGUGCCACCACAGAGCUGACCGAGCUGAUUGCUACUUACACUUGGAGGGAAAGGAGUGAGCCCGGCUUCCUCCUCCCACCGCAAGGCUACAUCUUCAACAGGCUUUUCUAG